Cornus florida is the source of this 2448-nucleotide messenger RNA. Its product is annotated as protein ALTERED PHOSPHATE STARVATION RESPONSE 1. NCBI's taxonomy places the organism in Eukaryota, Viridiplantae, Streptophyta, Magnoliopsida, Cornales, Cornaceae. The record is from RefSeq and is a predicted model, not a curated record. The transcript is spliced from 4 exons. The coding region runs from base 198 to 2240 and encodes 680 amino acids.
ACGUGGAAAGCUAGGGUUUCUUUCGUCACCUGGGCUUUUCCCUGCAUAAAGUAAUAGCAAUAACACUAACGCCAUUGCACUGCAAAAAACACAAAUGUUUUUCUAUGGGUUUUGUUUAUGUUUGACAGAUUGUGUUUGGAUGCUCAGAAACUGCGAGGUUAAUUCUGUAAAAUUUUCUGUUCCGUUUUGACCCAAAAAUGGGUUCCGCAAGUUCGAAAGCUGAGAAGAGCGAAGCUCUUCGACUUUGCAAGGAGAGGAAGAAAUUCAUCAAACAAGCUAUUGAUUCGAGGUACGCUUUAGCUUCUGCUCAUGUUGCUUAUCUUCAAUCUCUUCGUAAUAUUGGCAUUUUACUUCGGCGAUUCGUGGAGGCCCAAGUGUUGAUAGAGUCGUCUCUGUCCCCUCCGGCCACUGAAAUUGACAAAACCCCAAUUCAUUUGUCCUACACAUCACCCUCUCCGCACAAUGAGAGCUUUCUUUCUCUACCUGUGCCUAAAUUGAGUUAUAUGAGGUCAGGAGGGACUAAUGCUGUGACUGUUAGGUUCAAUCUAACUAGUACUAAUAGUUUUAUGGAUGAUAGUGAAUCGAUGCCAUUUACAAUGCCGCCGCCACCACCGCCGCCUCCACAUCCUGAGUCAGGGUCUUCUUGGGAUUUCUUUGACCCCUAUGAUGAUUGUGAGGGUUCUAGGUUCGUCGGAGAGGAUGGGUUGCAUGUGAAUUUUGAUCAUAUCCGACUUCCCGAACGACCCAUUAGAACCAAAAUUGAGAAUGAAGAGUACAAGGUUUCAAGUGAUUCAGAGACUCACAAUGAUGGGAGAGACCAAUGGACGGCACACAUUGCCCAUUCCCUUACACCUCAAAGAAUUAAGGGUGGUGGACAAACAGUUAAUAGUGAGGCAAAACAACUAGAGGCUGAACAGAAUGUUAGUGUAUUGGCUGGAACAUUGAUUGGCAAGGCAGCUUUCAAACAGUCAAGUUCAAAGACGGAUGAGAGUGUGGUGGACAAAGAUAUGCCUGCAGAAAGAGGGGGUCCUUCGGAAUUUAUCACCCACCGGGCUCAAGAUUUUCAAUCAAGCAUAAAGGACAUUGAGCAGGGUUUCUUUAGAGCAUCUGAGUCUGGCAAGGAGAUUUCUAGGAUGCUUGAGGUGAACAAACUCCGAUUUGGAUAUUCCGAGGCAAAAGAACCUCCACAGCAUGUGAUCAAGGUUAUUGAUUGGAACAGGUCAACAUCUUCACGGUCAUCUUCAUCAAGUAAUCCUAUUGCCACAGUAGCAAAGGAAAACAAUGAUGACAGUGGAAAUGAUCUUGCUGAUGAGUUUGGCAUGAUAGCAGGAAGCAACUCCUCCACUCUAGACAGACUGUAUGCAUGGGAGAGAAAACUUUUUGAUGAAGUGAAGGCCAGUGAAUCUGUCAGGAAGGAGUAUGACGGGAAGUGUGACCAACUUAGGCAGCAAUUUGCAAAGGAUCUUAGUGCCCAAGUGAUUGAUAAAACCCGAGCAGUGGCGAAAGAUCUACAUUCACAAGUUGGAGUGGCUCUUCAUGCUGUUGAUUCAAUAUCAAAGCGUAUCGAGAAAAUGAGAGAUGAAGAGUUGCAGCCACAACUUGUAGAACUGAUUCAGGGAUUGAUAAGGAUGUGGAAGGCCAUGCAUGAAUGCCAUCAUGCGCAAUACAUAACAAUAUCACUAGCAUACGAUGCAAAGAGCUCAUCAAGAACACCCCAUGGGGAUAUGCAGAGGCAGAUAUCGACUCAGCUCCAACACGAGAUUGAAUGCUUUGGCUUGAGCUUUGCAGAUUGGAUCAACAGCAAUGCAUCAUACGUGGAAGCCGUCAACGGUUGGCUGCAGAAGUGCAUCUUGCAACCACAGGAGCGAUCCAAGGGCAGAAGGGCAUUCUCUCCUCGUCGAGUUCUGGCCCCGCCUAUCUUUGUUCUCUGUCGUGAAUGGUCAGCCGGGAUCAAAGCUUUGCCAUCUCAUGAACUUAGUGAUGCCAUCAAAGCCUUAUUCGAGCAAGUGGCAGAACUGGAGAAAAAACAAAGAACACUUGAUUCGAGCAACACUGGAGAAUUACAGGAUACAGAUGAUGAUAUGUCUUCAAAUUUAAGCUGCACACAUACUAGUUUGACAAAGGUUCUUGAUAGAUUGACCAAGUUCUCUGAGGCUUCACUAAAAAUGUAUGAAGAUAUUCGACAGAAAAGUGAAACUGCUCGAAAUGCAUAUUUGAAUUACAGGCCACCUAGAUUUUAAGCUCAUUUAAUCAUCAAUUGUAAGUGUUCUUUUUUGGUUUCUGGUUGGAAAUCAAUUUUUAUUUUUUUAUUUUUUCCUUUCUGAAAUUGAAAGUUGUUGCAGAUCUCUUUUAAGAAGGAAUUAUCAAGUAUUAGGAGUAUGUGUGGAAAGUGAGAAUAUAUUGGGUCAUUGGAAUACCCAAUGAACAUAUAUGCAUCAUUUUAGCAUA